AUGAAGCAGAGGUUUUCGUCUCUAGAUGUCAAGGUCAUUGCGCACGAGCUCCAAGGGAGCUUGGUGACUCUACGGCUAGCGAAUGUCUACGACCUCUCCUCCAAGAUCCUCCUCCUGAAAUUCGCCAAACCGGAUAACAAGCAGCAACUUGUCAUAGACAAUGGGUUUCGCUGCCACUUGACUGACUUUGCCCGAACAACUGCAGCGGCACCGUCUGCCUUUGUAGCUCGGCUACGCAAAUAUCUCAAGACCAGGCGAUUGACGUCCGUUGCGCAAGUGGGAACCGAUAGAAUCCUCGAAUUCCAGUUUAGCGAUGGCCAAUAUCGCCUGUUCCUCAAAUUCUUCGCCAGUGGAAAUAUUAUUCUCACAGAUGCCGACCUAAAGAUAUUGGCUAUUUCUCGCAAUGUUAGUGAGGGAGAGGGGCAGGAGCCCCAAGGGGUUGGCCUACAGUACUCUCUGGAGAAUAGGCAGAACUUUGGUGGCAUCCCUGCUUUGACAAAAGAAAGGAUAAGGGAUGCCCUUAAGACUGCUGCUGAAAAGGCUGAAGCAAGCAAAGUGGCCGCUACUUUCUCCGGUUCGAAAGCGAAAGGCAAGUCUGGUGGCGAUCUACGGAAAGCGUUGGCAGUAUCUAUAACAGAGCUGCCUCCUGCCCUGGUUGAAAAUAUUCUUCAGGCAAAUAGCUUUGAUGUCUCCGCCAAGCCGGCUGAUGUGGUUGAUAAUGAGCUGCUGCUGGAUGAACUGGUUAAACACUUGUCUGAAGCUCGUGAUAUUGUUGAAAACAUUAUCGCAUCUGCCACCUGCAAGGGUUACAUUUUCGCCAAGAAAAAGACGGCUCCUUCGAGUGGACCGGACGAGACGGAUCAGGCUCAAAAACAUGAGGGAUUGCUCUAUGAAGAUUUCCAUCCAUUUGUCCCUCAAAAGUUCAAGAAUGACCCCUCUAUUCAAGUAUUAGAAUUUGAAGGGUAUAACCGAACGGUUGAUGAGUUCUUUUCCUCUCUAGAGGGCCAGAAGCUAGAAUCUCGUCUUAGUGGGAGAGAGGAAGCUGCCAAGAAGAAGCUUGAAGCAGCCAGGCACGAACAGGCCAAGCGAAUCGAAGGUUUGCAGGAUGCACAGGCGAUGAAUCUUCGCAAAGCAGCUGCGAUUGAAGCAAAUGUGGAGCGUGUGCAGGAAGCCAUGGAUGCGGUUAAUGGCCUUCUCGCUCAAGGUAUGGACUGGGUAGAUAUUGGAAAGCUCAUUGAGCGAGAGAAGAAACGACAGAACCCGGUUGCCGAGAUCAUCAGCCUUCCCCUGAAACUAGCAGAAAACACCAUUACGCUUCUCCUCGCAGAAGAGGAGUUUGAUGAGGACGAAGCGGCAGAGGACAAUCCUUUCGAAACGGACGAUAGCGAUUCUGAAGCAGAGGCGAGCGAAGUCACGCCAACCAAGGAUAAGAAAGCCGACAAGCUUCUCACUGUUGAUAUCGUCCUCAAUACAAGCCCCUGGAGCAACGCAAGAGAGUACUAUGAAGAGCGAAGGUCUGCUGCUAUGAAGGAGGAAAAAACUCAGCUUCAAGCGAACAAAGCCCUGAAGAGCACCGAGCAAAAAAUUGCAGAAGAUCUGAAGAAGGGUUUAAAGCAGGAGAAGGCUCUUUUGCAGCCCAUUCGCAAGCAGAUGUGGUUUGAGAAAUUCAUCUGGUUCAUCUCUUCGGAUGGGUACUUGGUUCUUGGAGGGAAAGACCCUCAGCAGAGCGAAAUGCUUUACAGAAGGUAUCUGCGCAAGGGAGAUGUUUACUGUCACGCUGAUAUCCGUGGCGCCGCGCAUAUUGUGAUAAAGAAUAACCCAAACACGCCGGAUGCCCCUAUCCCUCCCGCAACUCUAUCACAGGCAGGGUCACUGUCAGUAUGCACCUCAGACGCCUGGGACUCCAAAGCGGGCAUGGGCGGAUGGUGGGUGAAUGCGGAUCAAGUAUCUAAAUCGACCCCGACAGGAGACAUCCUACCAGCUGGGAACUUUACGAUUCAAGGAAAGAAGAACUAUCUUCCUCCGACGCAACUUUUACUUGGUUUGGGUUUUACGUUCAAGAUUAGCGAGCAGAGCAAAGGCAAGCAUUUGAAACACCGAGUGCAUGACGAGCGCUCUUCAUUAGCCACAGAGACUGCGACGACGGGUGAAGAUGAGUUACAAAACGCUGAAGAAGUUGAUAAUUCAGAAGAUUCGGGCGACGAGUCGGAAGAAAAUCAGCCUGGAGACGACAAACGAGCCAAUCCUCUGCAAGGCUCUGGCGACGAGGACGAGGUUAUAGAGGACGCAUCAGACAAGUUGUCAACUGUAAAGAUCAGUGACCAGCCUCAGAGCGAUGAGGCUGAGCUGUUGCCUGUGGAUACAACUAAAGAGGAGCAAGGAGAGGGAGCAAACGAGGCGGAUGCAGACGAAGAAGAAGAUGACAAUGAGGAAGACGAGGUAACGCCUUCUGAACCAGCCACGGAAGUUUCUGAAGCCCCUACCCGGGCUUCUGAUGUUACUUCAUAUACUACAGGAGCCUCAGAGGCAACAAAGAAAAGAGGCCAGAAGCGUGGACAAAAGGGAAAAGCAAAGAAGAUUGCUCAGAAAUACAAGGAUCAGGAUGAAGAAGACCGCGCCACAGCAGAAGCUUUGAUAGGAGCAACGAUAGGACGACAGCGUGCUGAAGCAGAAGCUGCCGCGAAAGCCCAACGGCUGGCCGAACUGGAAGCCCAGAAGGAGCGCCGACGGGCUCAACACGAACGGAAACAAAAGGAAGUUGCAGAACAAGAGGAGAUUCGCCGCGCGAUGAUGAACGAGGGCCUAGAUGUUCUGGAACCUGACGAGGCAGAGAAGGCGACAAACCUGGACACGUUGGUUGGCACGCCGCUGGCUGGAGACGAGAUUCUGGAAGUCGUUCCCGUUUGCGCACCUUGGAGCGCCCUGGUUCGAUACAAAUACAAAGUCAAGAUGCAGCCGGGCUCCGUGAAGAAGGGCAAGGCAAUCAAGGAAGUGCUGGAGCGGCUGAAGACGGACUCGGCCAGGAAAGGAGUCAUAGACGAGGCGGCGAGGGAUUCGGAGAAGAUGUGGCCCAGGGAGAUUGAGCUCAUCAAGGCACUCAAGCCAGAGGAAAUCGCCAACAGUGUACCCGUCAGCAAGCUAAGAGUCAUGAUGGCCGGUGCGAGUGGAGGGAGUGGCUCUUCUGGCGGAGGCGGGAAGAGCAAAGGUGGCGGAAAGGGUCAAGGAAAGGGUGGCAAG
Messenger RNA from Trichoderma virens Gv29-8, 3237 nucleotides. RefSeq lists its product as uncharacterized. NCBI's taxonomy places the organism in Eukaryota, Fungi, Ascomycota, Sordariomycetes, Hypocreales, Hypocreaceae. The annotation marks the transcript as partial. The record is from RefSeq and is a predicted model, not a curated record. Gene Ontology annotation, cellular component: RQC complex. Gene Ontology annotation, molecular function: ribosomal large subunit binding; tRNA binding. Gene Ontology annotation, biological process: rescue of stalled cytosolic ribosome; ribosome-associated ubiquitin-dependent protein catabolic process. The transcript is spliced from 3 exons.